Messenger RNA from Yamadazyma tenuis ATCC 10573, 4929 nucleotides. RefSeq names its product Transporter of the ATP-binding cassette (ABC) (gene YBT1). Gene Ontology annotation, molecular function: ATP binding; ABC-type transporter activity; ATP hydrolysis activity. The record is from RefSeq and is a predicted model, not a curated record. Gene Ontology annotation, biological process: transmembrane transport. Gene Ontology annotation, cellular component: fungal-type vacuole membrane. Lineage: Eukaryota; Fungi; Ascomycota; Pichiomycetes; Serinales; Debaryomycetaceae.
AUGGUUGAAAGUCUAUCGUGUCCCGUGUGGUACUAUGAUGAUAUCACCGUCUGUUCCAAAGACCGGUAUUUCAACUACCUUCUCCCGCUCAUCACCCUUUGCAUAUCCGCGGUGGUAUUGGCAAUCAAAACCUCCCAGAGCGUAUUGAAACGCCGAAAACGCAUCCAAUUGACCGACGAAUCCAGACCACUCUUGGCCGCUUCCUCCGGUGUUGCCAAGUAUAACGAUGAUAAUGACAAAGACGAUAUUUAUAAGGAUAUUAAAUCGAAACACUUUGAUUUGACGAGAUUGCAAAAUACCGAUGAGAAUGGUCAACCCCUUGGCCACUACAUUGAGGUGCCCAAGGAUACCACGGAAAAGGUUCGCCUCGUGGUGGAAUACCUCAUAUUGGCCUGCCAGCUUGGUGGUGCCGUCGUGGUGUUUUUUGUACCCGAGUUGCAUGCAGAGUUUGGUGCCAGAAAUUCCAUUGUCAGAUUGGUAUAUUGGGCAUACCUUUUCGCCAUUGGCUCCGUGAGAAUCAUCAACAUCUCUAAAACCCACCUCAGACUUCCUAGCUUGUUUGCUCAUACCUCCGUGUUAAACUUUUUUAAUUUGUUCCCAGCCUUGUUGGUUUUCCGGUCGGUCUUGGUCAAAUCCUAUCCUACUUCUGUGUUUGUGUACUACGUGAUCAACUUUGUGUUGAGUGUUAGUUUGUUUUUGUUGAACUUCACCUCACGGUUCGGCGACAAACCCGCUUCUGUCUACGUCACCAACGACAAUGCCAUGUCUUCUCCCGAGACAACCUCGAGUAUCUUCUCGUUCAUCUCGUAUUCGUGGAUUGACAAAUUGGUAUGGAGUGGUUACACUACCUCGUUGAAGAUGGAUGACAUCUGGAGUAUGAAAGGUGAUGACUACUCGUUACUGGUGUUGAAAGGGUUCGAGGCUGCUAAAUCUACCACCAAGUUCUCCGUCAAGGUAUUCAGUCACUUCAAGUUUUUGUUCUUUUUACAGGCUCUUUAUGCGGUUUUGGAAUCAUUUUUGUCAUUUGUUCCUACCUUAUUGUUGAAAAGUGUGUUGGAAUAUGUGGCUGAUCCUUCUUCCCUUCCUCCUAACGUGGCUUGGUCCUUGGUGAUUUUGAUGCCCAUUGUUAAAAUUGGGGACUCCUUAGUUUCGGGGUGCUCGCUUUUCUUGGGAAGAAGAGUAUGUGUUAGAAUGAGAUCAGUGCUUAUUGGUGAAGUGUACGCCAAGGCCUUGAGAAGAAAAAUCACUGUUUCCAAGGUGGCUGACGAGAAGGAUGAAGAUGCUAAGAGCGACAAGUCUAUACCCGAAGAAGAUAAAGAAGAGGUCGAAGAAGAAAAGAAAACGGCCGAAUUGGGAGCUAUUAUCAACUUGAUGGCCAUUGAUGCUUUCAAAGUGUCUGAAAUCUGUGGUUAUUUGCACUUUUUCACCGGAUCAAUAUUGCUGGUUUUCAUUUGUCUUUUCUUCUUGUACGAGUUGCUUGGCUGGUCUGCUCUUGCAGGUGCUGGUAUUCUCAUUUGUUUGUUACCUAUCAACUACAAAGUUGCUAUUUGGUUAGGAAACUUGCAGAAGAAAAUGUUGGCUAUCACUGAUAAGAGAAUUCAGAAAUUAAAUGAAACUUUACAAAGUAUUAGAAUCAUCAAGUUUUUCGCUUGGGAAGACAAAUUCUUUGAAAGUAUCAUGAAAUUAAGAGGUGAAGAGAUUCAUCAAUUAUUCUUACGUUGUAUCUCUUGGGCUAUCAGUUCCAUUCUUUGGUUCUUAACUCCCACUUUGAUUACCUUGAUUUCUUUCUACUGUUACACCAUCAUUGAAGGUAAUGUCUUGACUGCUCCUAUUGCUUUCACUUCUUUAUCCUUAUUCACUUUGUUAAGAGGCCCAUUGGAUCAAUUGGCAGAUAUGACCGCUUUGGUUAUCCAAUCCAAAGUCUCCUUGGAUAGAGUGGGUGACUUUUUGGCUGAGGAUGAAACCUCCAAGUACGAACAAUUGACCAACAGACCAGGUCCUGGUUCUCCAACUGUUGGUUUCGAAAAGGCUACUUUUGUUUGGAACAAGUCUGAAGAGGGUUCUUUCAAAUUAAGAGAUAUUGAUAUUUCUUUCAAAGAAGGCCAAUUGAAUGUCAUCUUUGGCCCAACUGGAAGUGGUAAGACUUCUUUGUUGCUUGCCUUGUUGGGUGAAAUGGACUUAAUCGAAGGUAAGGUUUACUUGCCUGGUAUUAUCCCUAGAGACGAAUUGAUUGUGGAUCCACAUACUGGUUUAACUGAUUCUGUUGCCUAUUGUUCUCAAAGUGCUUGGUUAUUGAAUGAAACCAUCAAGAACAAUAUUGUUUUUGGUGCUUCUUUUAACCAAGACAGAUAUGAUAAGGUUAUCGAUGCCUGUGGUUUAUCUAGAGAUCUUCAGAUCUUGUCUGCUGGUGAUGCCACUGAAAUUGGUGAAAAGGGUAUUACCUUAUCUGGAGGUCAGAAGCAAAGAGUUUCUUUGGCCAGAGCUUUAUACUCUAACUCUAAAACUAUCUUAUUGGAUGACUGUUUAUCUGCAGUUGACUCGCACACUGCUUUAUGGAUUUAUGAAAACUGUAUUUCGGGUCCAUUGAUGGACAAGAGAACAUGUAUUUUAGUUUCUCAUAAUGUUGCUUUGACAGUUCAAAAUGCAGACUGGGUGGUUCUCAUGGAGAAUGGAAGAGUCAAGACACAGGCCACCCCAUCUCAAUUGUUAGAAUCUGGUGCCUUAGGUGCUGAUGACUUGGUGAAGACAUCUGUUAUGAACUCCAAGAACCAAUCUUCUCUGGAUCUUACUGCUUUGGCUACCAAAGAAGCAAGAAACACCGAUUUGAAAGCCAAAUCCGACAUCAUCGAUUCUAAAUUGAAGGCAUUGAAUGGUGCUCAUACGGAAGAAGCUGAAAUUACUGAUACGAUUAAGGCCGAUGGUAAGCUAGUUGAAGAAGAACAAAAAGCGGAAGGUGCUGUGUCUUCUCGUGUUUACAUUGAAUACUUGAAGUUCUUUGGUAGCUUUCAAGUUUGGAUGGUUUUUCUCUUCCUCUAUGGUGGUUCUCAAGGUGUAUACAUUUUCCAGUCCUGGUGGUUGAGAAAAUGGUCCAUGGAUAGUGAAAACUCUUCUAGUACUUCUUAUGUUGUGUCUUUUGCUAUGAGCACUAUUCAACCUGUCUAUGAUGGUGUUAAGAACAAUUUUGUUGUGCAAUCCCUUGUUAGCACUACCGAUGCCAUCAAUUCUUAUAAGGAAGAAAACUCUUCUUUCUUCUAUAUGAUUGUCUACGGUAUUAUUGGUAUGAUUUAUACCAUCAUGGCUAGUGGUAGAAUGUUGUACACAUUCUAUAUUGGAAUCGAUGCCUCCAACAGAAUGUUUGUCAAAGUGUUGACUACAGUUUUGGGUGCCAAGUUAAGAUUCUUUGAUAAAACGCCAAUUGGGCGUAUUAUGAACAGAUUCUCAAAGGAUAUUGAAGCUGUUGAUCAAGAAUUGACUCCUUUUGCUGAAUAUGCGUUCAUCUGUUUGGUUCAAUGUGUCUCGACCUUGUUCCUUAUUACGUUCAUCACUCCUGGUUUCUUGUUUUUUGCUUUCCUUAUCUCAUUCAUUUACUACGUCAUUGGUUUAUUGUAUAUCUCUUUGUCAAGAGAAUUGAAGAGAUAUGAGUCGAUUUCCAAAUCUCCUAUCCAUCAACAUUUCAGCGAAAGUUUGGCUGGUAUUGCUACUAUUAGAGCUUAUGGGGUUGAAUCCAGGUUCAUGAAACAAAACUUGUCGAAGAUUGAUACCAACAAUAAACCUUUCUUCUAUAUCUGGGUUGCCAAUAGAUGGUUGAGUUUGAGAGUUGAUAGUGCUGGUGCCUUAGUUUUGUUUUGUGCUGGUGUAUUUGUGUUGUUAUCAGUUGGAAAGAUCGAUGCUGGUUUAGCCGGUUUGUCUUUGACUUACGCUAUUGCCUUCAAUGAAAGUGCCUUAUGGAUUGUGAGACUUUAUUCGAACGUGGAAAUGAACAUGAACUCGGUAGAAAGAUUGCAAGAGUACUUUGAUAUUGAACAAGAACCUCCUUUUGAAAUCCCCGAAACCGAACCAAGAUCUACUUGGCCUGAAAAAGGUGAAAUCGAAGUUGAAGAUGUUUCUUUGAGAUACGCUCCAGAAUUGCCUAGAGUCAUCAAGAACAUUUCUUUCCAUGUGAAUCCUAAGAACAAAAUUGGUAUUGUUGGUAGAACUGGAGCUGGUAAGUCAACUAUCAUCACCGCAUUUUUCAGAUUCUUGGAUCCUGAGACUGGUAGAAUCCUUAUCGAUGGAGUGGAUAUAUGCAAGAUAGGUUUAAAGAACUUAAGACAAGCAAUCACGAUUAUUCCUCAAGAUCCAACUUUGUUCACCGGUACCAUCAAAACCAACUUGGAUCCAUUUGACGAGUACACUGAAGCUCAAAUGUUCGAAGCUUUAAGAAGAGUUAACUUGGUUUCGUCUGAGGAAUUACAAACCGCUUAUAAUGCUACUGCAUCUUCCUCCUCAUCUUCGGCACCCGAAGAAAAUGUUAACCAGUUUUUGAACCUUGAAAGUUCUGUCAGUGAAGGCGGUGGAAACUUGUCGCAAGGUCAAAGACAGUUAAUGUGUUUGGCCAGAUCGUUGUUGAGAAGUCCUAAAGUGAUUUUGUUGGAUGAAGCCACUGCAUCUAUUGACUACGAAUCCGAUGCAAUGAUCCAGCAGACCAUCAGAGAAGAGUUUUCGAACUCGACUAUUUUGACAAUCGCCCACAGAUUGAGAUCUAUUGUUGAUUACGACAAGAUCUUGGUUAUGGACGAGGGUAGAGUGGUGGAAUACGAUGAUCCCUACACCUUAAUUGCCAACAAGGAAACUUUAUUCCACAGCAUGUGUGACAACAGUGGAGAAUUGGAUACUUUAACCAAAUUAGCCAAAGAAGCCUUUGUUUCCAAGAAGAACGCCCAAAGAUAA